GGACACAGCGCGCGGGCAGUGUGCUUCGCUGUCCGAUUAUACCGAGCACGCGGUGAAGGGAGUCCCGUCGCUUGCCAGCGUGUGCUUCGAGGAACGUGCGGCUUCUAUGCGAGCGAGGAAACGUUGCGUCUCGAAUUGCCUCGCGAUUUGUUGUUUCUCCACGCGAACAGUCGCCGGUGUUAGCAGGCUCGGUGUAGGAUUUGACUCAUCCGUUCGACAUCUAAAGUGUAAAGGAUGUCGGCCAAGGCGAUCAACGAGGCUACGGGAAAGCGGCUGCUCAAUGAGCACCUGGCACCGGGUGCAGCUGCCCCUUGCGAGUUUGCGGUCGUCAAUCCUGACACCCGCUGGGACACCCUGCGCAACAGCCACCCCUGGCUGGCCACACAGAAGCUUGUGGUGAAGCCUGACCAGCUGAUCAAGCGUCGGGGUAAGCUGGGCCUGAUCCAUGUCAAUGGUGACCUGAACAGUGUGCAGGACUGGGUCAAGCAGCGCAUGGACAAAGAGGUCGAGGUUGGACGAGCCAAGGGAUGCCUACGACAUUUCAUCAUUGAACCCUUUUGCAAGCACACCCAGGAGGAAGAGGCAUACGUGUGCAUCUAUUCUCACCGGAAUGGAGACACCAUCCUGUUCCACCACGAAGGAGGCGUUGACAUUGGCGAUGUCGACUCCAAGGCCCUCCGACUGGAGGUCCCCAUCGACCACAAGCCAAGUGCCGACGAGGUGACCAAGGCACUGCUCGGCAAGCUGCCGCAGGACAAGCGCAGCCUGGUGGCCACAUUCAUUUGUUCGUUGUACGACGUCUAUGUAGACCUGUACUUCACCUACCUCGAGAUCAACCCCCUGGUGGUAACGGGUGGCCAGGUGCACAUCCUGGACCUGGCAGCCAAGCUUGACGCCACAGCCGAGUUUGCGUGCAAACAGAAGUGGGGGGACGUCACCUUUCCACCACCUUUCGGGCGAGACGCCACAACAGAGGAAGCCUACAUUGCGGAACUGGACUCCAAGAGUGGUGCAUCACUCAAACUGACGGUGCUGAAUGCCAAGGGUCGCAUCUGGACCAUGGUUGCUGGAGGCGGUGCCUCUGUCAUCUACAGUGACACGGUGUGUGACCUCGGUGGAGCGAGCGAGCUAGCCAACUAUGGCGAGUACUCUGGGGCGCCCACCGAGCAGCAGACCUACGAAUAUGCCAAAGUCAUCCUCGGCCUCAUGACUCACUCGGACAAGCACCCCGACGGCAAGGUGCUCAUCAUUGGCGGUGGCAUAGCCAACUUCACCAACGUGGCGGCCACCUUCAAGGGCAUCGUGAAGGCCUUGCAGGAGUUUAGGGAGCGUCUGGUCGAGCACAGGGUGUCAGUGUUCGUGCGCCGGGCGGGCCCCAACUACCAGGAAGGGCUGCGCGUCAUGAAGGAGGUGGGGCGCACCCUGGGCGUGCCCGUGCAUGUGUUCGGCCCCGAGACCCACAUGACGGCCAUCGUGGCCAUGGCCAUGGGACGGCGCGAGGUGCCCGACAUGCCCGAGCCAAACGUCACCACAGCAAACUUCCUCCUGCCCGGGGGCAUGAAGACCCCGCCCCCUCCCUCGAGCCCCAAGAAAGAAAUGCGGCGUCCCGUGUUUCCAGACCACGCGGGCGAGCAGCCUAGCGGGCCCCUGCAGCCGUGGUUCACCCCUCGCACCAAGGCCAUCAUCUGGGGCAUGCAGACGCGCGCGGUGCAGAGCAUGCUGGACUUUGACUUUGUGUGCUCACGCCCGGAGGGCUCGGUGGUUGCCAUGGUGUACCCCUUCACGGGCGACCACAAGCAGAAGUUCUACUGGGGCCACAAGGAGGUGCUGCUGCCAGUCUACAAGAACAUGGCCGACGCCAUGAAGCGUCACCAGGAUGCCGACGUGCUCAUCAACUUUGCCUCUCUGAGGUCGGCCUACGAGAGCACCUUCGAGACGCUCCAGUACCCCCAGAUUCGCACCAUUGCAAUCAUUGCCGAGGGCAUCCCAGAGAACAUGACGCGCAAAAUGAUCAAGGCGGCACACAGCAAGGGCGUCAACAUCAUCGGCCCAGCCACAGUAGGAGGCAUCAAGCCUGGCUGCUUUAAGAUUGGCAACACUGGUGGCAUGAUGGACAACAUCCUGGCCUCCAAGCUGUACCGGCCUGGAAGUGUGGCCUAUGUGUCCCGAUCGGGAGGCAUGUCUAACGAGUUGAACAACAUAAUCUCUCGUGCCACCAACGGUGUGUACGAAGGUGUUGCCAUCGGUGGUGACCGGUACCCGGGCACCACGUUCAUGGACCACUUGGUGCGCUACCAGGCUGACCCCCAGGUCAAGAUGCUCGUGCUACUUGGAGAGGUCGGUGGCAUUGAGGAGUAUGAGGUCUGUGAAGCGUUGCAGUCUGGUCGACUGAGCAAACCGCUGGUGGCCUGGUGUAUUGGCACAUGCGCCUCGAUGUUCUCCUCCGAGGUGCAGUUCGGGCACGCCGGCGCGUGUGCGAACUCGAGCCGCGAGACGGCUUCUGCCAAGAACGAGGCCCUGGCCAAGGCUGGCGCCCACGUGCCACCCACGUUCGAUGCGCUUGGCGACACCAUCAAGAUUGUGUACGACGACCUGGUGGGAGCUGGUGUGAUCGUGCCCAUGCCCGAGGUUCCACCCCCAACAGUGCCCAUGGACUACAACUGGGCAAGGGAGCUGGGCCUGAUCCGCAAGCCAGCAUCAUUCAUGACGAGCAUCUGUGACGAGAGGGGCCAGGAGCUGCUGUAUGCGGGCAUCCCCAUCACGACCGUGAUCGAGAAAGAGCUGGGCAUUGGGGGUGUGCUGAGCCUGCUGUGGUUCCAGCGCCGUCUGCCCCAGUACGCCUGCAAGUUCCUCGAGAUGGUGCUCAUGGUGACCGCCGACCACGGGCCCGCCGUCUCGGGUGCCCACAACACCAUAGUGUGUGCCCGUGCGGGCAAGGACCUCAUCUCGUCCCUCGUCUCUGGACUGCUCACCAUCGGUGACCGGUUUGGAGGUGCCCUGGAUGCGGCAGCACGCCAGUUCAGCGAGGCAUACGACAGCCGCCAGAUUCCCAUGGAAUUUGUGAACAGCAUGCGCAAGAAGGGCGUCCUCAUCAUGGGCAUCGGACACAGAGUCAAGUCGAUAAACAACCCAGACAUGCGGGUGAAGAUUCUGAAGGACUACGUCAAGAAGCACUUCCCAGCGACGCCCGUGUUGGACUAUGCACUCGAGGUCGAAAAGAUAACCACCUCCAAGAAGCCAAACCUGAUCCUGAAUGUGGAUGGCCUAAUUGGAGUGGCAGUCGUUGACCUGCUGCGGAGCAGUGGCUGCUUCACACCCGAGGAAGCUCAGGACUACAUUGAGAUGGGUGCCCUCAACGGCCUCUUUGUGCUGGGCCGCACUAUCGGAUUCAUUGGACACUAUCUGGACCAGAAGCGGCUGAGACAGGGCCUGUACCGCCACCCGUGGGACGACAUCUCGUACGUGCUCCCCGAGACCGAGGGCUACAACAACUGAGACGACGUUGAAGUACGCACCAGGUUCCCCCCACAGAAGAGAGAGGAGGGGGGCCUAUUUAUUUGCACUCCCAUCCCUCGGUGUUGUGCCUCCCUUCAUGGACUGUGUCACCACCGCCUCGGUUACAAGAACUGUUGUUGCUGCUUUGCCAUUCGACGCCCAUGGUGUGUUGUGCGCCACCCCUGUAGUACUUCUGCUGCCCAUACUUAGCGAGCCGACCCCUUGUUUCUCAACUCAUGUGGUCACACAAGAGCAAGCAAGAAUUGGAAUGGGAAAAAAAAACUACUGGUGGCCGCAAGGUUUGACAUGCUCCUGCAGAGUGCUCGAGUCGCACAAAGCAUUCGUGCUGUUGUGGACAGCAACACACAGGCAAAAUGCAAAGAACUGCUGUGGGUGCACGUUGCUACAGCCUGCCAUGAAAAGUGCACUGUGGUUUGAUCGCUCGGUGUUGCCAAGAAAGCUGGGCGGGAAGAGGCUAGGCCACAACUGGCCACAUCACUGGCCCGUAAGGUGUCUCGCAGUAUUUGCCGUUUAUUCUUGUCACCGAGACCAUUCUCAUUUUCUUUUCCUUGCUAGGCCUAACAACUUCCUUUUUCGAAUGUUUUUCCCUUUUGUGUUUUUAUGACUAACUCUACUGCCCAUUUAUAUGUCAAGUAAAAUUCAAAAGAGAAAAAUCCACAGAAGCUAAGGUACUUUACCAGAGCCCUUGUACCCUGACUAUCUUCAUUGUCCUUGUGGGUUCUGUGGUUUUGGUGCUCCAACACUGCAGUUGCUGCUAAACCUUGUUCACUUCAGUGUGCUGAUGCCGUGUCCCAGUGAUGUCGCGCUUUAAUGCUCUUGUCGGCAUCGGGCUGUCUCAUGCAACUCGGCGAAAGUUUGCCCAAGGUGCUUGCCUCCCCAGCUCGGCUGCUCUGAAGUCGUAUGCCACCUCAACAUUCCAAGCAUAUCAAGAAAAAAAACAUUGUCGUUUGCAUGAACUCUCUUGUCAAAUGUCAUUGUAAGUAUCUUUGUAUGUUUUUCUCCCUGUGAACUUGAGGCAACAGCCAACAUAUGAGCUCAUUGUUGCAGCUGUCCGAAGAUAAUUUUUUAUUUUUGUUACGAAUUGUAUGAGCAUUUUAUGAUAAAAAAGAAACCUAUGUUGCGCCACUGUGAUCUUUUGUGUGUGGAAUGGCAGCAAAUUGUUUUCACGAAGUUGGUGCCAAGUCGUGCUUUAGUGCGGACUUUCAGGUUUUUACACAAAGCCCACUGAUUGGAUUCGACCUUCAAAGAUGUCGUCCACAUAAGCAGGCAGCUCCAAACUAGACCGACUGACCACCUAUUUGUUGUUAGCUGCAAAGUCUGGUUAGGUUCUGUAUUAGAUACACGAGGUGCACCCUUGGUGCUACUCUGAAGGGUCUGCACAGCGAAGCUUGUUCCACAGAAUGGAGGGCCCUUGCUAGGUUUCAAAAUGCGAUGACAAUCAUGCAUUCGCAUCACACGGCUUAUUUUUGUGUGAUCAACACUCCUCUUCCCUUGACACUUGGCCGUGCUGUGGCAUAGUUGUGUACACUUCUGGGGAGAAAUAAAUUUGCCGCCUGGUCCGAAGCCAAGAAAAUGCUGGCUCAAAUAUGGCAACCUUUUGACUAGUCCAGGUGCCUAAGGCCAUAGGUCUUGCUCUAGAAAAACCUGCCUUUGAGGAGAAACGCUCUUGCAAAAUGCUUGCAGUGUCGCUUAACGGCUUUGGUCAGUGUGUCAUCCGGACCGGGUGCACAACCUUUGCACGAUAAGCGUGUGCUACUGGUAACUGUUGAUGUAGUGACAAGAUAGCCGGCAAGUAGGGCCACGGGUAUGUAUGUAGAGUUUGGAACCUUGUGUAGGGCACGCGUUCGCUGCUGUGCUAAGCAGUGCGGCCCAGUCAUUCUGCUGCUGCUGUUGGUGAUAAUGUGCAGUUCUUGUGGCAGUGAAUAAAAUUAUUUGUGGAUGUCUG
Messenger RNA from Dermacentor albipictus, 5461 nucleotides. RefSeq names its product ATP-citrate synthase (gene ATPCL). The record is from RefSeq and is a predicted model, not a curated record. Gene Ontology annotation, molecular function: ATP citrate synthase activity. NCBI's taxonomy places the organism in Eukaryota, Metazoa, Arthropoda, Arachnida, Ixodida, Ixodidae. Gene Ontology annotation, cellular component: cytosol. Gene Ontology annotation, biological process: citrate metabolic process; tricarboxylic acid cycle; fatty acid biosynthetic process.